Molecule: messenger RNA, 2171 nt
Organism: Phalaenopsis equestris
Lineage: Eukaryota; Viridiplantae; Streptophyta; Magnoliopsida; Asparagales; Orchidaceae
Product: DEAD-box ATP-dependent RNA helicase 35-like
Exons: 2
Coding region: 108-1940 (610 amino acids)
Biological process (GO): mRNA splicing, via spliceosome
Cellular component (GO): spliceosomal complex
Molecular function (GO): zinc ion binding; RNA binding; ATP binding
Source: RefSeq, a predicted model, not a curated record
UCUCCUUCACCUUUCCAAACCCUUGAAGAAGUGCGACAGAGAACGAGUAAUAAGAGCCCUAAUUUCUCUCUCUGCAGUUAGGCCCUUCUCCGGUCUCAUCCCAAGCCAUGGCCACAGCUGCCAUCCCUCCUACCGCCCCUGGUGAUGCGGUGGAUGAUGACGGCUUCGUUGAAUACAUCCCAGUGAAGAAGCGCCGAGCUAUGGAGGCGCAGAUGAUCCUGCAGCGUAAAGGCCGCCUCUCAUUCUCUUCGACCGCCACCAGUGUCCCCUCUUCCUCCGACGACCCCACCUCCUCACUUCCUCCGCCGGAAUCUAAGCCGAGCCUUCUCGUCAAGGCUUCCCAACUCAAGCGCGAUCUCCCGGAGAUCAGCCCUGCCGAGCAACUCGUCCAGCAAGAGAAAGAGAUGAUCGAGCACCUCUCAGAUAGGAAAACCCUAAUGUCCGUUCGCGAGCUCGCCAAAGGUAUCACCUACACGGAUCCGAUUCCCACCGGCUGGAAACCCCCCACCGCCAUCCGCCGAAUGUCUAACCGCCAAGCCGACGCCAUCCGCCGCCAAUGGCACAUCCUCGUUGAGGGAGAUGAUGUCCCGCCUCCCAUCAAGAACUUCAAGGAUAUGAGGUUUCCUGAGCCUAUUUUGAAGAAGCUAAAAGAGAAGGGGAUCGUUCAGCCAACCCCUAUCCAAGUGCAGGGCCUGCCUCUGAUUCUCUCUGGCAGGGAUAUGAUCGGGAUUGCAUUCACUGGAUCAGGGAAGACUCUGGUGUUUGUGCUUCCCUUGAUCAUGUUGGCACUCCAGGAAGAGAUGACGAUGCCCAUUGUGCCUGGGGAAGGUCCAUUUGGGCUUGUUGUGUGCCCGUCCAGGGAACUUGCAAGGCAGACUUUUGAGGUGGUGGAGCAGUUUCUUGUUCCCCUCAGGGAGGUUGGAUACCCAGAUAUUAGGCCAUUGUUAUGCAUCGGAGGAGUUGACAUGAGGUCGCAGCUCGAGGUUGUUAAGAAAGGGGUUCAUAUCGUUGUUGCAACACCUGGGAGGCUUAAGGAUUUGCUGGCGAAGAAGAAGAUGAAUCUGGACAACUGCAGGUAUUUGACAUUGGAUGAGGCGGAUAGACUGGUUGAUUUGGGCUUUGAGGACGACAUACGGGAGGUUUUCGACCAUUUCAAAGACCAGAGGCAGACCCUUCUCUUCUCCGCCACCAUGCCAAAAAAGAUUCAGAACUUUGCGAGGAGCGCCUUGGUAAAACCCGUCACCGUCAAUGUUGGAAGAGCCGGAGCGGCAAAUCUCGACGUGAUACAGGAAGUUGAGUACGUCAAGCAGGAGGCGAAGAUCGUCUACCUCCUUGAAUGCCUCCAGAAGACUCCGCCCCCCGUCCUCGUCUUUUGCGAAAACAAGGCCGACGUGGACGACAUCCACGAAUAUCUUCUCCUCAAGGGAGUUGAAGCGGUCGCCAUUCACGGCGGAAAAGAUCAGGAGGAAAGAGAGUACGCAAUAGCUUCUUUCAAAUCAGCGAAGAAGGACGUGUUGGUCGCCACCGAUGUUGCGUCCAAGGGUCUUGAUUUUCCCGACAUCCAGCACGUGAUCAACUACGACAUGCCGGCCGAGAUUGAGAACUAUGUUCACCGGAUCGGGCGAACGGGGAGGUGCGGUAAAACCGGCAUCGCGACGACUUUCAUAAACAAGAACCAGAGCGAAACCACGCUCCUCGAUCUAAAGCAUUUGUUGCAAGAAGCCAAGCAGAGGAUCCCGCCGGUUUUAGCAGAGCUGAACGAUCCGAUGGAGUACAGUGAAGCUCUGGCUGAUGCGAGCGGGGUGAAAGGUUGCGCUUAUUGUGGCGGGUUGGGUCAUCGGAUUCGUGAUUGCCCUAAGCUGGAGCAUCAGAAGACCAUGGCCAUUGCUGGUUCGAGAAGGGAUUAUUUUGGUUCAGGUGGCUAUCGUGGUGAAAUAUGAUCCUUUUCAUUUACAACUUCUGCUACAAUUUCAGCUCUUGCUAUGACAUGUUCCAAGUAAGAUGUUCUCAAUCCUUCAAAUCUUUUUCUGAUUGCAUAAAAGUGUGGGUUUUUUUUGUAAAUUUUUAUUUACUUUAAAGGACAUGUAAAAUAUGGGAGAACAUUAUAAUGCUUUUUCGAAUAGCUGUAAUUCUAGUCUUAUAUUUGAUGUACCUCGCUGUAAACAGCUAAC